This is a messenger RNA of Aspergillus novofumigatus IBT 16806, 1521 nucleotides long. Its product is annotated as MDR family MFS transporter. The coding region runs from base 1 to 1521 and encodes 506 amino acids. NCBI's taxonomy places the organism in Eukaryota, Fungi, Ascomycota, Eurotiomycetes, Eurotiales, Aspergillaceae. Gene Ontology annotation, biological process: transmembrane transport. The transcript has 5 exons. Gene Ontology annotation, molecular function: transmembrane transporter activity. The record is from RefSeq and is a predicted model, not a curated record.
AUGUUCCUCGUCGCACUAGACAGAACCAUCCUCGCCACGGCCAUCCCCCGAAUCACAGACGAAUUCCAUUCUCUCACAAGCGUCGGCUGGUACGGGAGCGCAUAUCUGUUGACCUGCUGCGCGCUGCAGUUGAUCUUCGGAAAGAUCUAUACACUCUUCUCGGUCAAAUGGACCCUCCUGUGGAGUAUCCUGAUCUUCGAAGCGUCUUCCGCCCUGAGUGGAGCGGCUCCCAACUCGACUGCUCUGAUCGUGGGACGAGCCAUCUGCGGUGUGGGGGCGGCUGGAAUCUUUGCCGGUGUGGUGGUCUGCAUCGUUCAUGUCGUCCCUCUCCAUAAGCGUCCCCAGAUCCAAGGCAUGUUCGGUGCCCUGAUGGGGGUUUCUUCGAUCGUGGGCCCGUUGAUCGGCGGUGGUUUUACUUCGAACGUCACCUGGAGAUGGUGUUUCUACAUCAAUCUGCCCGUCGGGGGCGUGGCCAUGCUCGUUAUCCUGGUCUUUUUGAAGAUCCCCGACCAGCCUACCGCCCAGGCCCCCUUGUCCGAAAAGAUCAAGCAACUGGAUAUCCCCGGGACCGUCCUCCUGGUCCCGGGCACCGUCUGCCUUCUCCUGGCAUUGCAGUGGGGGGGACAGACCUACCCGUGGAGUAACGGACGGGUGAUCGCCUUGUUGACUCUCGCCGGCGUCCUCUUGGUCGGCUUUUCUGCCGUCCAAGUCCUUCUGCCGAGGACCGCCACUCUGCCUCCACGGAUCAUGAAGCAGCGUAGUGUCGCUGCGGCGUGCUGGGCGACCCUGACCAUCAACUGUGGAAACUAUAUCAUCAUCUACUUCCUCCCGAUCUGGUUCCAGUCGAUCAAAGGAGCGUCUGCUUCCGAGUCCGGCAUUCGCACGCUCCCCCUGAUGAUCUCCAUGGUAGCCGGGUCCAUAAGCGGUGGCACCCUAAACACCAAAAUCGGCUACUAUACACCGCUCGCCAUCGUUGGGACAUGCCUCAUGUGCGUGGGAAACGGACUGCUCACCACGUUCGAGGUGGAUACAGGCGCCGGGAAAUGGAUCGGGUACCAGAUCCUAUACGGUCUCGGCCUGGGCUUGGCAUUCCAGGUACCCAACCUAGCGACACAGGCCAGUCUGCCGAAGAAGGACGUGCCUACCGGGUUAGCGCUGAUGCUGUUCGCCACUCUGCUGGGGGCGUCAGUGUUCGUAUCGGCUGGAGAGAAUGUUCUCGCCAAUCAACUGGUGAAGAGGUUGGCCGGGGUUGAAGGGGUUGAUAUCAGUUUGAUCACUUCCGGGGGCGCCACUUCUUUGCUCCAAUCGCUCCCGGAUGGUGUGCGUAAAAUCGCUCUUGUUGCAUAUAAUGAGGCGCUGAGAGAGGUGUUCCGUGUCGGUUUAAUCCCGACAUGUCUGAGUGUCCUCGGGGCUGCGGCCCUAGAGUGGAGGAGCGUGAAGAAGCCGGCAGGGAAGGUCUCUGCAGAGGACGGGGAGAAGGAGACAAAGAACGUCGACAAGGAGACAACUGAGAAAACGUGA